Penaeus monodon (black tiger shrimp) is the source of this 1145-nucleotide messenger RNA. RefSeq lists its product as uncharacterized. The record is from RefSeq and is a predicted model, not a curated record. Bases 392 to 874 code for a protein of 160 amino acids. The transcript is spliced from 3 exons. Lineage: Eukaryota; Metazoa; Arthropoda; Malacostraca; Decapoda; Penaeidae.
GAGAGAGAGAGAGAGAGGAGAGAGAGAGAGAAGAGAGAGAGAGAAAAUGAGAAUGCAAGAAAAACAGAAAACUAAAAGGAAAAACAAAAGAAAACGGAAAAGCGUGCGCGGGAGGGUAAGGGUUAGGCCGCGAUUCGAGUGUUUAGUCUGCGACGCCCAGCUGGAGAACCAACACCUACCCUGUGUGGUCUCCCGGUGGCACUAUAGAUGUGGCCUUAUUCACUGGCACUUUAACGUGAAGGAGGGCUUAUCUAAUAAUUAACAACGUGAUGUGAUAAGGAAUGACGAUUUCUGUCUGGUUACUGGCAAGAGAGGAGGAGAGACCAAGGAAAAUAAACACGGGUUUUAUAAAUAGUUUUUAGUGGGACUUAGCUGCUGUUUACUAUCCAUAAUGCGAAGAACAUUAAUGUUUAUUUGUGUUCUGCUCAGCAGUGCGAUGGUCAGGCCACAGUCACGAGAUGAAGAAGACUUCCUAUUGGGCGUCACCCAGGGGAACCUCGCCUGCUACUCGUGCACGCUGGACUUCCGGAAGAGCGACUACGUGUGGGACCAUCCCUGCCUCGGCCGACACAGAGACAGCGAAGUCAACAAAACCUACUUGGUGGUUUGCGGACCCAACGACCGCUACUGCAGAGCCGAGAGAACCGAAGUGAACGGCAUGUUGGUGAAACUGACCAGGGAAUGCAGCGAGUUGUGUUACUAUGGAUGUCGACCCAAAGGCUUCGGGAUCAACAGCGAGUCAUGUGCUCAGUGUUGUGACAGCAACGGAUGCAACAAUAUGUACCCUGAGAGCUCGGCGCUGCUCCCUCGUGCUAACUCUGUUACGAUUUAUGUGAUGAGUGUCGUGGUUGUAAUCUCCCUCUGUUUUUAUUAGGGUCUAUGUGAGUUUUUUUUUUUUCUGUAAGGAAUUUAUAUUUGUCUACGUGAUUGCUGAAUAAGAUGUAUAUUUACCUGUCUAAUUUACCGUAUGCACCAACCAUUAUGUAUUUUUUUCUGUGGCUUGCUACGACUGAUUCAAUUUUUUAAAAAUUCUAUGUAUCUAACAAAGGUACACACGAUCUCCAUAUCAAUGUUUAAUUAGUAUUCUCCCUCUCUUCUCUCUGUCGCUCUCUCUCUCUCUCUCUCUCUCUCUCUUUCUCUCUUUC